AUGACCUCGACUCCCGGAGGCUACCAUCAAAUUCGACCAACGUCACCAACUCCAUCUCAGCUACCGCCGAUCCCCGGGUCGCCCACCUUCACCUAUGCCUCCACAAACCGCCUCUCGACUUAUACACUUCCAGUGCCACCCCCACCUCGUCCGCCGCAUGCGAUUUUGACCAAGGCGGACCUCGAAGCCAGCCAUGUCGCAUAUGGCGAUCUUCUGGCUACUGCCAAAAGCUACAGGCAAGCACUUGCCUCGCUAUCGGUGGCUGCUUCUGCCUUUGGCGCGUCUCUCGAGGCAUGCGCCCGUCUCAAGGAGUCGCGGGCAGAUGCCUUGGGGCCGGCCGGCAACUCCAGUCUUAGCAACAGCUACACGAAUAAGGGUUCGUGCACGGCAGAUCUGCUCAUGAGCACCAGUGGCGUGCACCACCUCAUCGCCAACCACCAACAGAUUUUGAGCGAAACCGUGUACCGAAACUUUGAGGUGCCGCUUCUCCACGAGCUGGACAAGUGGCGCGGCGCCAUUGAGGAUGAGGACGAAUCUUAUAAGAGCGAGAUUGCCGCCCGAUCCAAAGAGAUCAGAAAGCUCGAAAAGGAGGGACUUAAGCUGCAUAAGCAGCGAAGGAGGGAUGUUGGCAAAUUCAGGGAGCACCUGGUUGAGCUGACAAAUAGGCUGGACGGCUUGACCACUGUCCACGGCGAGCAUGCACGAACGUUGCUUAGAGAAAGCCAGGAGACUAGCGUCAAGAUUCUGGAUGCGAGCUGCAGCUUGGUCAGGGCCGAAGUGGACAUAUUUGAGAGCCUCGCGAGAAAGGGCUGGAGCGGAGGCGGCCUCGACGAACUUUUGGAAAAGGGCAAGGAUCUGUUUGCCAACGACGAUGAGAGUCUGGGUGGUGGCGUGGACCCAGCAGUUGUGGCAGUCACGAAUGGGGAGGGUGCCAGGCUGUUUAGUAUAUUGCCCCCCAAGAGCAUUCUCGCCGACACGACUCCUGGUGAUUCCAGCAGAUAUCGACCUCAUCACCGUGCUGACAGCUUACGAGUGGAUACGGACCGAUAUCAAAGUCUUGCCGGUGCCGUAGAUCGCGAUGGUGACAGGGGCGAUACCGACAGCAUAUUUAGCGACUUUAACCAGAGUCGCGGUGUACGGUCUUUCAGCCCACAACCGAUUCGCAGACACCCUACUGGCGUGAUGCUGGAUCCUGAUUCGCUGCUUGUCGAGGGCGAAGAAAGCGAGGAUGGAGGAGCCGGAGAUGGCAGCAUUCCAGAAUUGUCACCAGAUGAGCAUGAGGAGAAGGACGAUGGCCCCGAAGACACGACGGACGACUCACCAUGGAAAGAUGUCGUUGUUGGGCUAAGAAAGACAAGUGGUGGGACGGCCACGGAGUUCUCGACUGCCAAGGAAAGAGAAGAACGUUGGACAGUCAAUGAAGAGGAUCAGAUCGAAAACGAAGUCGGAAACGAAGAAUCAUGA
This is a messenger RNA of Pestalotiopsis fici W106-1, 1464 nucleotides long. RefSeq lists its product as uncharacterized. Bases 1 to 1464 code for a protein of 487 amino acids. The transcript has a single exon. NCBI's taxonomy places the organism in Eukaryota, Fungi, Ascomycota, Sordariomycetes, Amphisphaeriales, Sporocadaceae. The record is from RefSeq and is a predicted model, not a curated record. Gene Ontology annotation, molecular function: phospholipid binding. Gene Ontology annotation, cellular component: fungal-type vacuole membrane. Gene Ontology annotation, biological process: vacuole fusion, non-autophagic.